Drosophila rhopaloa is the source of this 1332-nucleotide messenger RNA. RefSeq names its product TM2 domain-containing protein almondex (gene amx). The transcript has a single exon. Bases 109 to 966 code for a protein of 285 amino acids. The record is from RefSeq and is a predicted model, not a curated record. Lineage: Eukaryota; Metazoa; Arthropoda; Insecta; Diptera; Drosophilidae.
CGCGCUUGGUUUUUUUUGGCGACGGCUGACGGUCACACUAACGCCCACGAUUCGUCGGAAAGAAAAACAAUAACAUUUCCGGCCUCUUAUCCAUUUUAUCUGGCCAAAAUGAGGAUCCAACGGCAGUGCAUCGUGGUCAACAUGCGAUCGGCCAUAGUGCUGAUCAUGAUCUUUGUGCUAACGGGGAUUAGGAACAGCGAGACGGCCAGCGGGGGCAAUCAAAUGGACUUGUCGGACUCGAAAGGCGAUCACAAGGACAACAGCAAUGCAAGCAAUGGUAAUGGGAAUGCCAAUGAUAACGAGGUGUAUGUGCCACCAAUGGUCUCCAACACGGUGGCGAAGAAUGGAGGAUCAAAUGGAGGAGGUGCAGGUGGUCCCCUGGACAACAUCACCGCCUACAGCGGCAGCAGCAGCAAUGGGAACAACAACAACGUCCUGUGUCCGUACGACAAGGACACGCCCUGCGAUCGCCUGCACUUCCCCUGCAUCCGGUGCAACUACAACUAUGGGUGUCUUUAUGGCCGGGAUGUGAAUGUGACCUGCGAGAUCAUAGGCAAUGUCCAGUGCCAGGGCGAGCGCAGUUUCCAGAGGCAGAUGAGCUGUCGCUACUGCUACCAAACGGAAUUGUGGCAACAGAGCUGCGGCCAGCGCUCCAGUUGCAACUCGGCGACGGAUAAGCUAUUCCGGACCAACUGCACCGUGCACCAGGACGUGCUCUGCCUCGGCAAUCGGUCAUUUACCCGAAACCUGCGCUGCAACUGGACGCAGGGCUAUCGCUGGAGCACCGCCUUGCUGAUCAGCCUUACAUUGGGCGGCUUCGGAGCCGAUCGAUUCUAUUUGGGCCACUGGCAGGAGGGGAUUGGCAAGCUGUUCAGCUUCGGAGGCCUCGGCGUCUGGACAAUCAUAGAUGUGCUGCUCAUCUCGAUGCAUUAUCUGGGGCCAGCGGAUGGCUCGCUUUAUAUCUAAAUAGUCAUUAAGGGAUUGGGGGUUGGAAUACCUCUGAACGAUGAGGAAGACUGUAGGCCAAAAGUAUAGACCAUAAGCUAAAUCUUUCCAUUCCGUGUAAAUAAUAACGAAAGCAUAUUUAAUCAGGAGUGUUCUAUUGGUGUAAAUGUUCCAAAGAGCUAAACAACUGCUUUUGUUUAUAAAAAAAAAAGUGUACAUACAUAACAAGAAAAUUUAUUCAAUUAACUAUGCUUAUAUUUUUCUGUAUCUAACGUAUCUAGGUAUCUAGCGCAAUAUUUCACAGCCUUUUCAUUUUAUUUUGAUCGUACCAAUAAAAUUAAUAUAAAAUAACUAGCAUGUAUGAAAUAAAAUCUCAAAUUUAAACCA